CCUUCGGGAUGGUCAUCCAGACAGAGCACAGGUGAGCGGCUCUCCCGCCGGCCCAGCAUGCAUUGCGCGGAGGGGCGCAGGGAGGCGAUGUGGAAGGAGGGGAGCCUGGUGCUUUCCGCCCCGGGGAAGGUCAUCCUGCACGGGGAGCAUGCGGUGGUGCACGGGAAGGUGGCUCUGGCGACGGCACUGGACUUGCGGACUUUCCUCCAGAUGACUCCGCGGCAGGAUGGGAGAAUCUCCCUGCAGCUGCCGAAUCUGGGGAGCAAACUGAGCUGGGGAGCAGCUGAGCUCCAGCCCCUGCUGGCCGCCUUCUCAGCUGAACUGCCUGAAGGGCAGCCGCCCAGCGUUGAACAAGUGGAGAAGCUGAAAGAGUUUGCGGGGGACGAUAACGGACACAAAGCCAUCCAGAGUGUGGCCGCUGCAGCCUUUCUUUACUUGUAUCUGUCUGCGGCAUCUAAAUACGGGGUUCUGCCAACGGUUGACAUCUUGGUUUGGUCUGAGCUGCCCACCGGUGCUGGGUUGGGGUCCAGCGCAGCUUACUCGGUCUGCCUGGCAGGGGCGUUGCUUUCUGGAUGCGGCGCCGUCAGAUAUCCUCUGCAGGAGGGCCAAGAAGCAGCUAGAUGGACCAAGGAGGAGCUGGAUGUGAUCAACAGGUUGGCCUUCCGAGGAGAGCAAGUGAUCCAUGGGAAUCCUUCUGGAGUGGACAACGCUGUGAGCACCUGGGGUGGAGCCUUGCGGUAUAUUUCAGGAAAAAUCUCUCCGUUGAAGAGUGUGCCCACUUUACGGAUUUUACUGACCAACACUAAAGUUCCACGCAGCACCAAGAUCCUGGUUGCGGGGGUUAAAGCCAAGCUCCUGAAGCUCCCCACUAUCAUGGAGCCGAUACUCGCUUCCAUAGACGCAAUUUCUCGGGAAUGUGAAGUUAUUCUUGAGGCAAUGACCAAAGAUCCAUCUCAGGAACACUACUCCAGGCUGGAGGACUUGGUAGACAUCAACCAGCACCUCCUCAACGGCAUCGGGGUCGGCCACGCCAUGCUGGACCGUGUCUGCCAGGUCACUUCCUCCCACGGGCUGCAUAGCAAACUGACCGGAGCUGGGGGAGGAGGCUGCGCCAUCACUUUGAUCCCACCUGCAGGCACCGCUCCUUCGGCAGUGGAAGACGCCAUCCGAGACCUGACCCACUGCGGCUUCGAGUGCUGGGAGACGGUCAUCGGGGCGCCUGGAAUAAGCGCCCACGCCUUGCCGUGCCUGAAAGCGGAAGUGCGGAAGGCCUUGAAGGGCAGCUGAUGGUAGCCGUGAAGAGGGACUCUUCCUCCACCUGGGACUGGACAUCCAGGCAACCUC
Messenger RNA from Thamnophis elegans (Western terrestrial garter snake), 1344 nucleotides. It is a transcript of the gene MVK, whose product is annotated as mevalonate kinase. The record is from RefSeq and is a predicted model, not a curated record. Gene Ontology annotation, biological process: isoprenoid biosynthetic process; cholesterol biosynthetic process. Bases 58 to 1287 code for a protein of 409 amino acids. Gene Ontology annotation, molecular function: mevalonate kinase activity; ATP binding. The transcript has 11 exons. Gene Ontology annotation, cellular component: cytoplasm. NCBI's taxonomy places the organism in Eukaryota, Metazoa, Chordata, Lepidosauria, Squamata, Natricidae.